GGAAGUGAGCCUCUCUUGCCUGCCUGCCUGUUCGCCGCUCUGGCCCCGUCAGGCGCCUUCUCUCUGCGCUGCGGCGGGCGGAGGCGGCGGCGGAAGGAGGAGCCGCGUCAGGAGAAGCCCCCCAUGGAAGGGAACCGCGACGAGGCGGAGAAAUGCCUGGGGAUCGCCCGGGAGGCCCUGGAGGCCGGGAACCGGGAGCGGGCGCAGCGCUUCCUCCACAAGGCCCAAAGGCUCUACCCGACACAGGCCGCCAAGGUGUUACUAGAAGCAAUUAUGAAGAAUGGGAGUGCUGCUGGGACUGGUGCGUACUGUCGAAAACCAGCAAAUAGCAGUGAUCAAAGUAAACCUAAUAAUAUGAAGGACAGCAGUUCAACUGCUGCAGGUGAAAUUGGGAAGACAUACACCAAAGAUCAAGUGGAAGGAGUACAAAGUAUAAAGAAAUGUAAAAAUUAUUAUGAAGUUCUUGGAGUGUCCAAAGAUGCCGGCGAAGAAGACUUGAAGAAAGCUUAUCGAAAGCUUGCUCUGAAGUUCCACCCAGACAAAAAUCAUGCACCAGGAGCAACAGAAGCUUUUAAAAAGAUUGGAAAUGCGUAUGGUGUGUUAAGCAAUCCAGAAAAAAGAAAGCAGUAUGAUCUCACAGGUGGUGAAGAACAAUGCAGCCAUCCUGGCAAUGGUAGAUUUAACUUCCACAGGGGCUGUGAAGCAGAUAUCACUCCAGAAGACCUUUUCAAUAUGUUCUUUGGAGGGGCCUUUCCAACAGGUAGUGUGCAUUCCUUUUCCAAUGGACGGUCUGGAUACAGUCAUCAUAAUCAGCAUCGCCAUAGUGGACAUGAAAGAGAAGAGGAAAGGGGUGAUGGUGGCUUCUCUAUGUUCAUUCAGCUAAUGCCAAUUAUUGUGCUGAUCCUUGUCUCUUUGCUGAGCCAGCUGAUGGUGUCUAAUCCUCCUUAUUCCUUAUAUCCAAGAUCAGGUUCAGGGCAGACCAUUGAGAUGAAGACCGAAAACUUGCGCAUUCCCUAUUAUGUCAACAAAGACUUUAAAAAUGAAUACAAAGGUCCAAAUUUGCAGAAGGUAGAAAAGAGUGUGGAAGAAGACUAUGUGUCAAACAUCCGAAAUAACUGUUGGAAAGAAAGACAGCAAAAAACAGAUUUAUUAUAUGCAGCAAAAGUGUACCGAGAUGAACGACUUCGAAGGAAAGCAGAAGCCAUUUCUAUGGAUAAUUGCAAAGAACUAGAACGAUUGACCAGCCUCUAUCGAGGAGGAUGAGCUACUGCACUGAAGUACACAAUCUUUAUGUGUUUAAAGAAAAAAACCUGUAAACCGAGGAAAUACUGUUCUGUCAUGACAGCUAAAAAAGAGGGAUGUAAAACUACUGUGUAGCUGUUUCCAAAAACCUUAUCCUGAAGUUCCAAUAUCAUUUACUAGCCUCUUUGCUUAGUCUGAAAUAUAUGACAAGGUUUGUUUACAUCAUUGAAUUGUUCUUUGAAUUUUACUCCCAAUGCUUCUGUGAAUUCUUCUACAAGGAAGAAGCCACUCAGAUUGGCUAGCUCCACUUGUAGAAAUGUAAACAUAAUGGUUUUCCUUCUGAAAUACUUGCCAUGUAAAUAUGUGUGGGGGAAAAACACUAGUGUGUAUAUAAAAAUGUUAAAAUCUCUAAGGCAUAUUUAGAGUCAUUAAAGCUUUUAAUCUCAUGGAUGGAAUAAA
Anolis sagrei ordinatus is the source of this 1701-nucleotide messenger RNA. It is a transcript of the gene DNAJB14, whose product is annotated as DnaJ heat shock protein family (Hsp40) member B14. NCBI's taxonomy places the organism in Eukaryota, Metazoa, Chordata, Lepidosauria, Squamata, Anolidae. Gene Ontology annotation, biological process: cellular response to misfolded protein. Gene Ontology annotation, cellular component: endoplasmic reticulum membrane. Gene Ontology annotation, molecular function: Hsp70 protein binding. The record is from RefSeq and is a predicted model, not a curated record.